AUGGACUCGGCGCCAGCCUUCGCCAUGGACAAGCCGUUCGCCCCCAGCGCCGUGCGCGGCCCGGAGCCGCCCGAAAACCCUCAAAGCCGGAAAAACUUCAGCGUGAGCCACCUCCUCGACCUGGAGGAGGUAGCGGCCGGUAUGAACGGGACCCCCCCGGCCGGUCCCCCGCCCGCCGGUGGUGGAAAGGCCAUGCCGGAGCCGUCGGGAGGCAGCAGCGGCAGCGAGGCAGCGCCCCAGGACGGUGAGAGCCUGAGCCCGAGCCGUGGGGCAGCCAAGAGGAAGAAGAAGCAGAGGAGGAACCGCACCACCUUCAACAGCAGCCAGCUGCAGGCUCUGGAGAGGGUCUUCGAGAGGACGCACUACCCCGACGCCUUCGUGCGGGAGGAGCUGGCGAGAAGGGUCAACCUCAGCGAAGCGAGAGUCCAGGUCUGGUUUCAGAACCGGAGGGCCAAGUUUCGCCGUAACGAGAGGGCGAUGCUGGCCAACAGAUCAGCAUCGCUCCUCAAAUCCUACAGCCAAGAAGCAGCCAUCGAGCAGCCCAUGGCACCGCGGCCCACGGCGCUGACCCCAGAGUAUCUGUCCUGGACCAGCUCCUCUCCAUACAGCACUGUGCCCUCCUACAGCUCCAGCGGGACCGCGACACCCACCCAAGGGGUGAAUAUGGCCAACAGCAUCGCCAGCCUGCGCCUCAAAGCCAAAGAGUUCAGCCUCCAUCAGAACCAGGUGCCGACCGUGAACUGACCAGGGCAAAGCCCACCCCGUGGCCUCAUCCAGGAUACAGCGUGGAGCUCCUGUGCCGGUCCAGGACGAACCCAACCCACAUGCCACUCAUUCAAUGUCUCAGCACCUCUUCUCUCCUCUUCUCUUCCCUUUUGAAGGUAGAGUCAGUCCCAGGCCGAAGUGGCACAUAAUUAUAGCCACAUAUGGAGCAAACUUGGUUAGAAACUUGCUUUUCCGCACACCCUUAUAAUAAAGGCUAUAUAUACACACACAUACCCCCCACACGCUCUUCGAGGACAAACAGACUUGCCAAGGGAACAAGAAUUUGCUUCCAAACAUGGAAGGAUCUUGGACUAUUGGAUUUGACCAAUUUGGGUAUCUCACCCAGAGAGCCAAAGAGUUAUUGGGUCUUGUCCUCCCGCAGGGACAGUAUGCAGUGGUGGGAGGAUCAUGAACCCCCCUUUCCACCAGGCUGCGACUCGUGAAGCUCAACCACACAUGCCGAAGCUGACCCGCACAUUUGCCUCUUUGUGCUUGGGAGAGACUUUGGGAAGCCAACAGCUCGUCCCUGCCGCAGCCAGCCAUUUGCAUCAUGCUGCCUGCAAUUCGGAGCUGCCUAUAUCGAUGGCAUCAGGCUUUGCCCCUUCCCAGAGGGGUGAGGAGGACUCACUGGGAGCUGUGGGGAGCACCGGCGGUCCCCAGGCAGGCAGUGCUGCCCUGGGUAGGUUUGCCAGCAAUGCUGCAGAGCCCGAGGUCAUUGAACCGUCCCAGGGAAAAGAGAAAAUUGGAAAAAGCUGUUGGGUUUCAGCUGAGUAGGCGGCUCCCGGCGCUCCGUGCCAACGGCAAAGCAGGCUUCGCCUUCCGGAGGCACAGCCUCGCCGGCGGCAGCUCCGCACAUGUGUGCGGGGGUCUGGGGCUGGCGACUCCAUGGGGGUGGGCUUCUCUGGUUUUCCACAAAGGAAACGGUUUCCUCCUCGUUCCACCCUGCUGCGCAGCAUCAUGAGGUUGCAAGGUGGGACGUGCAGGGGGAUGGACACAGGGUGGGCAACCUCGCCCCAGUCCUUCACCCGUGGGACUGAGCCGCAGAGAGAUGCGCCCUCCAACUUCCCCUUCCGACACCACAGAAACAGGGGAUGAGCCACAGAGAUGGAGGUUUCACCCUGUGGACAAAGCCCUCUAGAAACCAGAGCACUCUUUCCUCACCCGCUGCAAGAAGCCACCAGCCAAGAACAGGGACACCACCAGCUCAUGUGGGUGGCCUGGAUGGAGUAGGCACCAGCCCUAAUUGCCUAAAAGGUCUUAGCCCUGUUGGGACUGUAGCAGUGGAUCCAAGGAUGAAUACAACAAUUGAAAGCGUCCCAACUACACACGUGCCCAUGUGAGUCCCUGCCAGCCCGAGGAGCAUCCCCUCCCUGUCCCACUGGGGCUCUCACUGCAGCCACACAUGGUACCCAGUAGCUACACCGUAGGCAGGGGACUCAUCCAUCACCCAGAGCUGGAGACCUGAUGGGAGAACCAGGAGAGCAGCACAUCUCCUCUGGCUGAGCAUGAAUCAGCCCCUCCAUCCUACCCCCAGCCCUGGCUUUCUCUGUUCAAUGCAGCCCCCUGGUUGGGAACAGCCACCUCCUCCCUCAUCCAUGGAGCAAAGUCACCCUAAAUACCCACCCUGUGCCCCCCACCCCUAUUUCCAGUGCUGGUAUCCCCCCUUUGCCAUGCCAGAAGGGGAGCACACAGCUCCUCAGACCACAGCAAGACACCACAAAAACCUGACAAAAGCCAAGAAGGGGGUAAGACAGAUCCACUGCAGGGCAAAUUAUUCACCAUGAGAAACUCCACUUGGGGCAGGAGGAGGGGGCCGGGGUGGGGGGGUCCUAUUCCCAUGGAAAGCACAGGGCUCUUUUUUUGGUUAUACAAGAUGAAACCACAGGGAUAUAAAUGUCGCUGCCUCUUUGAGAGCAUUAAUGAAAAUAAACCCAUCUAAUAGUUUGCAGAUGCCGUUUCUGUAAACCUAAAAAAAGCAGGGAAUAAAUAUUUCUUCACUAAAUAUCUAUAUGUAUAUAUAUAUUUGAAAACACUCACUCCUAAUCUGAUGGCCCCUCUUUCGCCGUGCUCUUGGCAGCUUAUCACAGCUUGUCAGUCAAUGCUGAAGACUCACCAAGACAAGAUACAAACUGCACCCACGGAGGGGUAGCAGGACAGAGGGAUUAUUGUAAUCUAAGCUCCCUCUUGCCCUUUUCUAUUUGUACAUUUCAAUUCCUUGGAACAAGAUCCACGGUGGAUUUUCCUUUUUUUGUUUUUUUUUCUCCUGCAUGUCUGUGUUUUGGAAAUUUUUGUAAGGUUUUUGUAAAAACAACUCUUGUGAAAUAAUGGAGGAAUAAAUAUUUUACUGAGUA
This is a messenger RNA of Strigops habroptila (Kakapo), 3116 nucleotides long. RefSeq names its product paired related homeobox 2 (gene PRRX2). The transcript is spliced from 4 exons. Gene Ontology annotation, molecular function: DNA-binding transcription factor activity, RNA polymerase II-specific; DNA binding. The coding region runs from base 1 to 744 and encodes 247 amino acids. Gene Ontology annotation, biological process: regulation of DNA-templated transcription. The record is from RefSeq and is a predicted model, not a curated record. Lineage: Eukaryota; Metazoa; Chordata; Aves; Psittaciformes; Psittacidae.